CGAUAGAACAUGAAUGUAUAAAUAGUUGAUCAAUUACUUCUGAAUUCAGUUGAGUUCAACUUCUUGCUUCCGGAGACAUCCUGAGAAAGAUAUGUUUUUGUUAUCGGUUAUUUUAUCGGCGCUCUUGGCCCCGGCGCUAACAAGACCUCAAGAAAAAGCACCGCUUUCACCUCUGGUAGCCAACGGGCCUGAAUCUUCUUCUAUACCUAUAGUAAACCAAACCGAUGAAGCUAAUCCAGACGGAAGUUUUCAAUUCAGCUACGAAACAGCAAAUGGCAUCAAAGUAGAAGAAAAAGGAUACGUGAAGGAAGGUCGAAACGCAUCUGAGAAGAUUCAAGUUAUCGAAGGAAAUGUCGUCUACACCGACGUCGAAGGAAACGUUAUUAAUCUAAGGUACAUCGCUGAUGAAAAUGGAUAUCAACCAAUUGGUGACCAUAUACCACAAUCUGCUGGAGUUCCUCAGGGUGAUGCAAGAUCUGGAAAGAGUUUAUCACUUCAGUCAGUUCCGCAAACUGUUCCUUCACCUAGCAGCAUUCAGACUCCACAAAAACCUGAAAUUACCACCCAGAAAGUUAUCGCAGAACCCGUGGAAAAGGCAACAACACAAUCAUCAGUAGAGCAAUCGCAAACUACCGUUCAACCUUAAUAGCAGUAAAAAGCCAUACUACUUCUUCAUGGAAAAUUGAAUGUGAUCCUUGACUUGAUAUUUUUUUUACAAUAUUUACCCUAAUUUUGAUAUUGAAAAAGUUUAUUUUACGUUUUGAAAUAAAGUAUAUGACUGAA
This is a messenger RNA of Leptinotarsa decemlineata (Colorado potato beetle), 783 nucleotides long. RefSeq names its product larval cuticle protein 1. NCBI's taxonomy places the organism in Eukaryota, Metazoa, Arthropoda, Insecta, Coleoptera, Chrysomelidae. Gene Ontology annotation, molecular function: structural constituent of chitin-based larval cuticle. Gene Ontology annotation, cellular component: chitin-based extracellular matrix. The record is from RefSeq and is a predicted model, not a curated record.